Messenger RNA from Drosophila elegans, 333 nucleotides. Its product is annotated as cecropin-C. Gene Ontology annotation, biological process: defense response to Gram-negative bacterium; defense response to Gram-positive bacterium; antibacterial humoral response. The transcript is spliced from 2 exons. The record is from RefSeq and is a predicted model, not a curated record. Bases 58 to 249 code for a protein of 63 amino acids. NCBI's taxonomy places the organism in Eukaryota, Metazoa, Arthropoda, Insecta, Diptera, Drosophilidae. Gene Ontology annotation, cellular component: extracellular region.
UCUCACUGCAUAAGCAUCAUCUUUCUUUUGUUCUGCCAACAAAUCAGCAAUCUCAUCAUGAACUUCAACAAGAUCUUCGUCUUCGUGGCCCUUAUCCUGGCCAUCACUUUGGGACAUUCGGAGGCUGGCUGGCUAAAGAAGCUGGGAAAGAGACUCGAACGCAUUGGCCAGCACACACGAGAUGCCACCAUUCAGGUUGUCGGAAUCGCUCAGCAAGCCGCCAAUGUAGCAGCCACCGCUCGAGGUUGAGAACAAAUCUUGAUAACACUCAACCUGCUACAUACCUGCCUGAUAACAUAAUAUAUUUAAUUUCAUUAACACUACCUUUAAAAA